This is a messenger RNA of Amborella trichopoda, 1709 nucleotides long. RefSeq lists its product as uncharacterized. Lineage: Eukaryota; Viridiplantae; Streptophyta; Magnoliopsida; Amborellales; Amborellaceae. Gene Ontology annotation, biological process: regulation of alternative mRNA splicing, via spliceosome. The record is from RefSeq and is a predicted model, not a curated record.
CAAAAAAUGCUCCCGCCGAGGGAUCAAAUAGACAGAGCGCUCCCGCGGUAGUAGCAUAUAAUUUUUGCAUCUUCGAGGAGAUCCCUCUCAUGAAUUCGGCUCUUUGCAGCAUUUCUCUAUCUGAGAGUAGAACAAAAAGCCCACGAAUUUUUCGAAAUCUCACCUAUUCUCCAUCAUUCAGGAUUUUAACGCCUUCUCUGAAAUUUAGGUUUUUCUACUCUACUACUUUUGCUGGUGAGUCUGGGAGAAUUGGAAUUUUCUUAGGUCUGAGCUUUCCUACAGUGACGGACGAUUGUAUUGUGAAAGACUGCAAAUUUGAAAUGAAGAAAUAUGGCCUCCAACUGAGAGCUCCUCCUCAAUCCAAGAAGCCUUUGAAAGCUCCUUUACCUCCUCCACCUGGCUUCCUCAACGAUGAUAGUGAUGAAGAAAAUGUUGAGAAUGAGAUUGCUCGACAUGCUGCAAAGAAAAGAUCCAUAAAAGAGGUUGAGGAUCUUCAUAAAAAAGCUCUUGAAGAGGAUCCUUCUGUAUUCGAUUAUGAUGGGGUUUAUGAUCAAAUGAAGUCUCAGAUAGCCAAUCCGAUCCAACAAGACCGACAAAAGAGAGAGUCAUUUUUUUUUAAGUCAAAAUACAUAGGCAAGUUGAUUGAGAAAGCCAAAAAAAGGGAGCAAGAACAUGAAAUAAUUUAUGAGAGGAAACUUGCGAAGGAAAGGGGCAAGGAGGACCACCUAUAUGAAGAUAAAGAGAAGUUUGUCACAAAUGCUUAUAAGAAGAAACUUGCUGAGCAAGCUAAGUGGUUAGAGGAGGAGCGAUUGCGAGAACUUCGAGAGGAGAAGGAAGAUGUAACCAAGAAGUCUGACAUGAGCGAUUUCUACGCCAACCUUUUGACUAAGAAUGUAGCGUUUGGUGCUAAAGCAAGCGCUUCGGAUAGGACAUCCAGAAAACCUGCACCCCUUGAGGAGCCAAGACACAGUGCAAACUCACCUCAUGUUGGCCUUGAAGAUUCAAAAGAGAGUGUAGGUGCAUCUCAGAUGCAAGAACAUUCUAGCACACCUCCAGUGGAAAUGCAAAAUCAUCAAGCGGAGAGACACAGUGAUAACCCCUCAUAUGCUGAGUCAGUGUUGCAUCCUUCUCUCUCUGAAAAUGUUGAAAAUAAACAUGUUUCGGCUGGUGAAGUUGAUACUUCGGUUGAAGGUGAGAGACGGCCCCAAUAUAAGAGAAGCGAGGAUGCUUUAGCUGCUGCUAAAGAGCGGUACUUGGCUCGUAAGAGAGCAAAAGAAUAGUAGAGCCUUGUUUUUUCUCUCUCCACAAAAGUAGAGCCUUGUUUUUUUUCUCUCCACAAAAAUAUCAUCGGUUGGUUUUCCAUCGCUACUUGGUGGCAGAUACACUGGCUUCUGGUUCUGACGAAUAGUGAUUGGUAACAGGUCUUGGUGCAGCUUUCAACACUCCCAUGUCUAUACUUCGUUUUGUUUAUUCUCUCUGUCUCUCUCUUACUGCUGUUCCUCUUGCUCCUUAACGCUACUUUUUUAUCCACUUCUUGUUUCAUCAUCUGUGCUCAUUUUUUAUUUUCACUACUGACAUGUAGCUUUUUGUUUGUGUGCUCUGAACACAUUUAGAUGUAUGCACUUACUGAUAGAAUUGUUAUUUAUGGAAAAGAAAAUCAUGAGUGCCAUGUGUAGAAUGGUCGGGUCAUUGGCACUCUUUUAUAUGCA